GGGCUCUAGCUGGGGCUUGGCCAGCUGCAGACGCCGAUUGAGCGCGGAGGCCGAGGACUGGCUCUCUUUGUACCACGCACACCAUGUGGUCCGCACCUGACAGGCUGUGCAAACUCUGACUGGCCUGGAAUUUAAUGUAUAGACCAGGCUAGCCUUGAACUCCCAGCUUCCCAAGUGAGUGGAGAGAAACGGCGAGAGGACACUGAAGAGCGCCAGCUGCCUGCUUUGAAAGACCACAGAGAAGCUGGAGAAGUUAGCAUGAUUCUGAAGACUGGUGCACAUACUGAAGCCAGAGGACAACUCAGGGUACUCAGUUCUCUCCUAAUGUGUGUCCUGGGGAUCAAACUGGAAUCAUCAGAUUUGGUGGUGGCCCCACUCAACCUUGAGGCACCUGGAGAAGAGAUCUAGUCUGCACCAUGAAACUGUGGCUCUUUGCCUGCCUGCUCGCCUGCCUUGUUGGAGCCUGGGUGCCUGUUGUCCAUGCCCAAGGUGCCUUUGAAGACUGCUGCCUGGGUUAUCAAUCCAAUCUCAAAUGGAGUAUUCUCAAGCGUGCUAAGUGCUAUCGCAAGCAGGAAGUGAGUGGGAGCUGCAAUCUUCCAGCUGUGAUAUUCUACUUCCGCCAGAAAGGCCCGGUGUGUGCGAACCCGGAGGACAAGGAUGUGAAGAGGAUCUUGUUGCCUAGGAACAAGCCUGUUGGCAGUCCCAAGAAGUGCACCCCAGCAGGCUCUCAUACUGAAAGAAAGAAGUCAAAUCAUGCAAAGUCCAAGUUAGGGAACCUCAGAAUUACCAGCAGGAGAAAUGCCACCCUAGGCCGGCCUAGGGUGGUGAGGAUGACCAGAAAGAUCACCCAUUAAGUUACGCAGAGUGAGCA
This is a messenger RNA of Chionomys nivalis (European snow vole), 871 nucleotides long. It is a transcript of the gene Ccl25, whose product is annotated as C-C motif chemokine ligand 25. NCBI's taxonomy places the organism in Eukaryota, Metazoa, Chordata, Mammalia, Rodentia, Cricetidae. The record is from RefSeq and is a predicted model, not a curated record. The coding region runs from base 417 to 854 and encodes 145 amino acids. Gene Ontology annotation, cellular component: extracellular region. The transcript is spliced from 8 exons. Gene Ontology annotation, molecular function: CCR chemokine receptor binding; chemokine activity. Gene Ontology annotation, biological process: inflammatory response; cellular response to type II interferon; positive regulation of ERK1 and ERK2 cascade.